AGAAAAUUAGCAAGAAGCUCUUCUGAGGAAAAUGCCUGGAGUAUAUGGUCAUUAUUUCAUAUGCUGGUGUCAAAGUUGAGGGUACGUGCUUUGGCUAAUGCCAGAGAGACUAAAUUAACCCAGAAUUUCUUGGCUAGGAGAGAUUUGACUGUGGCAUUUGAUUGUGUAUUCAUGUUCUCAGGGUUGAGGUCUGCUAAGUUGUCUUGGAGUUUGUCUGGG
This is a messenger RNA of Dentiscutata heterogama, 219 nucleotides long. Lineage: Eukaryota; Fungi; Glomeromycota; Glomeromycetes; Diversisporales; Gigasporaceae. The record is from the annotation of a GenBank genome assembly.